UGUGUGUGUGUGUGAGAGAGAAAAGAUGAAUCAGGAAAAAAAAGACGUCAGCCACAUCCUGAGAAGGAUUACGUUCUCAAACUUCACAAAUGUCCUCUUACUGUAUUUCACAGCCAUGCUGUGUGUGUGUGUGUGUUUCCUCUUCACUCUGCAGACGGGGGGAGGACUGAGCGAGUCCAACAGACAGACACACAGACCGAAUGAAGCUGCACCUGGUGCUUCUGACAGAUCCUCCUAUGUUUUGAUUUGCUCCGUUUUUUUACCUUCUGAACCCGGUUCCGCCGAGCUGCUCUCAGCCAUGCCGUCCAACAGUCCUGCAGCCGCUGAGCCGCCGGAGACACCGGAGAACGACAUCGCCAACGACGUGAAGGAAGAUGGAGCGGACCACGACAGUCCAGAGGAGGGGACACUGUCGAGCCCCCGCACCAAGCGCAGAGUGGGUCGUCCCGGCAGGAAACGCAAACAGCUGCUUCCUGAGAUGGCGACCUCUGACCCCUGUGUAAACGCCCCCCCAACCCCGCCUGAGGAGCCGGAGUCCUCCCCCUCCCCUCGCAAGAAGCGUGGGCGUCGAAAACUAGAGCAAACCAAGAAGAAUAAGGACGAGCCAGACGACAGAAACUGCGACUCCCCCGGAGAGAGUGAGGCCGGCAGGCUGCGGAGGAGGCCAGUCCCCAGAGUGACUUUCCAGGCCGGAGAUCCGUACUACAUCAGCAAGAGACAGAGAGAAGAAUGGCUGAGCCGCUGGAAGAUGGAGGCAGAGCGACGGGCGUACAGAGAGGCGGAGAUAAACAUGAUGGACGAUCUAUCAGAAGGCGACUUUCAGAAGGAGGAGGAGUCAGCCAGCCCAGCCCCUCCCCCUUCACAACAACAAACAGCCCCCACCUCACCAACAGUUGCCGUGACACCGGAGCCAGUUGCCAGGGCAGAAAGGCCCACGCCCAGGGAGAUAGAGUACCAGGAUGACCGGGGGUUCGGCAUCGGCGUGCUGGUGUUCGGGAAGCUGCGGGGUUUCUCCUGGUGGCCCGGCAGAAUCGUCUCCUGGCUGAUGAGCGGCCGAAGUCGAGCUGCGGACGGGACUCGCUGGGUGAUGUGGUUUGGAGACGCCAAGUUCUCAGUGGUUUGUGUGGAGAAGCUGAUGCUUCUGAGCUCUUUCUCAUCUGCCUUCCACCAGCCCACCUACAACAAACAGUCCAUGUACCGGAAAGCCAUCUUCGAGUCUCUGCAGGUGGCCAGUGAGCGGGCGGGGAGGCCAGUUCCUUCCUGUGACGCGAGCGAUGAUGCAGAUGGGGUGGAGAUUCAAACCCGACAGAUGAUAGAGUGGGCCAUGACCGCCUUCCCACCCAAGGGUCCACUAUCACUGGAGCCUCCGGAGGAGGAACGAAAUCCAUACAAGAAGGUGUACCCAGAGAUGUGGUCGGAAACCGAGGCAGCGUACAUGCCUCCACCCACCAAGAAACAACGCAAGAACUUAGCUGAAAAAGCAAAGAUCAAAGAGGUGAUCGACGAAGGGACCCGAGAGAGACUCGUAUGUGAGAUCAAGGAGAAGACCAGGAACAUAGACGAUAUCUGCAUCUCCUGUGGAAGCCUCAACAUCUCUGAGGAGCAUCCUCUCUUCGGAGGAGCGUUGUGUCAGGGCUGCAAAAACUCGUUCCUGGAGUGUGCCUACCAGUACGACGAUGACGGCUACCAGUCCUACUGCACCAUCUGCUGUGGAGGCAGGGAGGUGCUCAUGUGUGGCAACAACAACUGCUGUAGGUGUUUCUGUGUGGAGUGUGUGGACCUGAUGGUCGGCCCUGGCUCGGCGGCGAUAGCCAUCAAAGAAGACCCCUGGAGCUGCUUCAUGUGCGGCCCCCGGAACACCUAUGGGUUGCUGCGGCGGCGAGACGACUGGCCCUGCAGACUACAACACUUCUUCGCCAACAACCAUGAACAGAACUUUGAGCCAGCCAAGCUGUAUCCUCCUGUUUCAGCUGAGAAGAGGAAACCAAUCAGAGUUCUCUCCCUAUUUGACGGCAUUGCCACAGGUCUGUUGGUGCUGAAGGAUCUGGGCAUGCAGGUUGGCAAGUACGUGGCGUCCGAGGUGUGCGAGGACUCCAUCACAGUGGGCAUGGUCCGACACCAGGGCCGCAUCAUGUACGUGGGCGACGUGCGCAGCAUGACACGCAAACAUAUCGAGGAGUGGGGACCCUUUGACCUGGUGAUAGGAGGAAGCCCCUGCAACGACCUCUCCAUCGUCAACCCAGCGAGGAAAGGCCUCUUCGAGGGAACAGGUCGAUUGUUCUUUGAGUUUUACCGCCUGUUGCACGAGGCUCGACCAAAAACGGGCGACGAUCGUCCGUUCUACUGGCUGUUUGAGAACGUGGUCGCGAUGGGAGUCAGUGACAAACGGGACAUCUCCCGCUUCUUAGAGUGUAACCCCGUGAUGAUCGACGCCAAAGAGGUCUCUGCUGCCCACCGCGCUCGCUAUUUCUGGGGAAACCUGCCAGGCAUGUCCAGACCUCUGGCCGCCAUGAUGAAUGACAGGCUGGACUUACAGGACUGCCUCGAGCACGGGCGCACCGCCAAGUUUGAGAAGUUGCGUACGAUAACGACACGCUCCAACUCUGUGAAGCAGGGGAAAGACGAGCAUUUCCCCGUCUUCAUGGAAAGCAAGGAGGACAUCCUCUGGUGCACCGAGAUGGAAAGGGUGUUUGGGUUCCCUGUCCACUACACCGACGUGUCCAACAUGAGUCGUCUCGCCAGGCAGAGGCUGCUGGGUCGGUCCUGGAGCGUCCCCGUCAUCAGGCACCUCUUCGCCCCGCUCAAAGAGUACUUCGCCUGCAACUAGUCACAAACCAACUCUCUCUCACACACACACACACACACACACACACACACACACAUACAGUAUAUAAUGACAGACACACAGUAUAGAGCUUGUACAUGAAGGUUGGCUGACACAGGACCGGGCACACACACACACACACACACACACACUGUAAAGGUCUGCUUCCCUAGAUAUCAUGUAGACCACUGACUGAUCAUAGUCCCCAGGUGCUACCUUGCUGAUUUACACACACACACACACACACACACAAACUGGUGCAGGGUUUCUGUAAUGUCUUCACACAAACUUCCUGUCCGACCUUGAAACUGAUGUCUUCUAGCUUUACUGUGUCAUAGCAGCUGGAGUACGACCCCCCAGGGGGCCCAGAGCUCACGAAGAAGCCCUAACCUUCUGUUCCCUUGAAUCAACAAACGUCUGACCCAAAACACGUCACUGUGCUCACGUAGAGUGACGGCGCUGCUGGUGUGUUACAGUGCAAUGAACACACAUACACAAACACAAGCAGCAGUUCAUGCUCAUGGUGCUGGUCAGGCAGGGAUAAAGUCCAAAUGGUGCAACUUUAAUACAACACUUUUAGAGUUUCUGGUGCCCGUGGAGACGGGGCGGCGGUCUCUGGUUGUUUCGGUCGCACCGUUUUGAGUCCCUAAUUUAGCUCACAAGCAGGUGGGGGCAACGCUAAGCAAGAGACGUGGAUUAUUAAGCUCUAUAUAUUUAUCAAAUUUUGUGAGAGGCAGUGUCCAAAAAAAUAGUAAAUAUGAUCAAAUAGAUUCAUAUUUAGUGAAUCAGACUGUAAUUUGUUUUGUUGCUUUUGUUGGAAAAGCUGCUCCGGAGUAACAAAUCAUUAACAAAUAUAAUUCUGAGGUUCGUGUUGUAAAAUAAUACAAACAAAAGGUCUUCGUCUUCUCCUGAGAGAGACCACGUUUCUCUGAAAUCUUGUCGGUCAUAACCGAAAUAUGAAAAUGAUAUAUAUAAAUAUAUAUAUAUAUAUAUAUGCGGUAUUCUGCACACUUGUAGCAUUUGAACACACUCGCAUGUGUGUUGCCUUGGUUACUGUUACGUGUUGCUCCAUGGAUGUUGUUCACUGUGUUCAUCGUAAUAGAGCAAACCUUUACUGUACGUCACUUUAGUUCUCACGCCACUCGCCUGAGAGAAGCUUCAGACGGACAACACUUUGGCCUCGGAGGUCGGACGUUACAAUUAAUAUCGGCGUAAAGUUCCAGGAAACACAUCUGGAUCUUAGACCGUAACAAACCGUCGCCGACUUGUUUCAUUUGACUUAUUCUGCGGUGAAGAGAAACACUCCUGGUGAAGUUUGUGUUCAGAUCAUCUAGUUCUGUGACAUGAGGCUGUGAAGUCGUCCGGUUGGUUUUGACCCUCUGGACGAGGCAGUGAGUGAAGGUCGCGACCUUUAGCAUCGUGAACACCUGCCAACGUCAUUUCAUUUUUAGUUUGCUCGCUAUUUAAAGGAUUGGAGAUUGCAUCUUUAUUUUAUAUACAAUAUAUGUAUUGUUAAUGGCAUUGUUAAAUACACGCACGCAUAACUUUUUACGACGCUGCUAUGACAACUAGGCACAGUCCUCCGGCUCUUGCGGUUACGCCCCCACUUUGCUUCUUAGGGAUCCAAAAUGUCGACGUCCAGUGGCACCAGAGCCGGGCCUUCACUCUGUCGACACGAUGCCGGUUUUCUACUUCCUACGACUGAGACAGACCGCCCUGUGUGAACGACGGAGGCUUCCUUAUAACCUAUGCCUGUGUCAGGGUUUCCUCUGCCUGUUUGCCCAAAUGCAUGCUGGGAUAAACUCUGUGACCUUGAAUAGGAAUAAGCAAGUGAAGAAAAAGGCUCGUCAUGAUAUAGAAAUGUCUCCAAGACUUUCUCACACACACAGAUUGUGUGUGUGCGUGUGUGUGUGUGUGUGUGUGUAUGGACGUCCCUUUAUUCCGGUGUCUUGUUGACACAGGGCUGUCUUUAGAGCAAACAUCUCUUUCAGUCUGGUGCUCUUGGUCGUCAGGUGACCAUCUUUUUCCAGGAAGCCAUCCGAUCCUCUGACCUUCCUCAGAUACCAGCGAACAACUGGACACACACAGUCUAUGCUGACACACACACACACACUCACACGGUUACAAAAAACCAACAAUAAACCAGCAGGUUUAACGUUUUAAUCCAUCAUGUUUACUCUUCGAUUAUACAACCAACCUUCAGGUGCUUUUUAAACUCUUUUUUACAGCCGAUUGCAGGUGACACACACACACACACACACACACACACUUGCUGGAAACAUAGUGACACUCACGCUAUCUCUACACUCAUUUUAGCUAUGAAAAAUCUACACACACACACACAUGCAUACACACUGUGUUGUUGCCGGGUGUGACGUCAUUAACCUGCGUCCCAACCCCCCCUCCCCUCCCCUCCCCCCGAACCCCUCCGGUGCUGCAUGUCAGUGUAAUCUCCGAUUCCAUGUUAGAUUAGGGAGUAAUGAUGAUAAUAAUAAUCAUGGUAAUAAUAAUUACAAUAAUAAUCUGUUAUUGUGUGUGUGUACUGUUCCAGGUUGGUGCUUAGUUCAGUUCAGUCUCAGCCCAGAGGGGAGAGAGCAAGGCUCGAGAAAGCAUAUAUUACAGUUAGCAUAGUGACUUGUUCUAUUGUACCCAAGGAUGCCGGAAGAGAUGUUGAACCGAAGAGCUGAUGGACUCUCGAACAACGGCGAGUUGAAAUAACGCGGAAGGAAGCGUGCGCUGUCGGCAGGUUGAUGUGAAACUAUCAAUAUUAUUAAUCAAUAAACACCCAAGAUUACGUCUGAAAGGAUCCGGGGGAGAACUCUCUCCUUUUCAGAACAGUGUUUAUUUGCACAUGUUAGAAUCAAAACAAAUGGCAGACAAAUAACGGGAGGUUCAAAACCUCUCACGGGGUGCUAAAAUAACUCUGAGGGGUCACCAGAUGAUUUAAGGAUUAAAGAAUAACAUUUAUCACAGAAAAGUGUUAUUUUUUCGUACUUAAAAACGUCAUUUUGGGCUUUUCUUUGCUUAAUAUUGAAAACCCUGACCUCCUCUGGGCCUAUAGGACUCCCCCUGAAGGAGACAAACACAACAGCGUGAAGGAGGCAGAACAGAAAUAGUUACUCUGUUAUGUCUUAAUAAACAAAGAGAGAUUUCACUCCGGAUGCCAUUUUAAAUAAUGGCUCCUACAUGGAGUCAUAUCCGACAUGUGAAAUUGGAUCUCUCUUUAGUGCUAAGGAGAUGUUUGGAAAAAGGAAGCAUUGAAAUGCUUUCUCGUCUUUAAAUUGAAUUUCGUAGAAUAGUAUAUACUAUACAUGAAACUCGUUUCCUGAAGUAAUGAGCAAGUGGAAAAACAACGUCUCCUCAUUUCCGCGUAAUUUCCUCCCGAGUAGCCUAAAUUUGAGAGGAGUCCAUCCUUUUAAACGAUGUGUGACGCGAUGGUGAUGUUUCUGUUCGCCUAUCAACAGCUUUUAGGCUGAACGAUGCGCUGUUUUCAACACUGAUACAUUCACAAACACAUAAAGCACACAUACUCACACACACACACACACACACACACACACACACACACACACACACACACACACACACACACACACACACAGGGUUAUGAACAGACAGACGCACAGACGCAUGCAUCACACCGACAGAGCUGGAGCGGUGGCGCAUGCAGACUCUCAUCUCAUGGACUAGAGGGAUUCCCAAAGUGUGGUGCGCGCACCCCUGGGGGUGCGCGAGCUGUCUCUAGGGGGUGCGCGAGAGGAAAAAUGUAAUGGUGGUCUAAUGGUGUAAUAAUUAAGAUACGUCGAUCGUGGUCGCGGCAGAGCUCCGACGCCGGUCUGCACCCCGUCUGCACCCCCCCGUCAACAAUCCUUCUCGGCUCGCGCGCGACUCCCACGAGCACCCCCCCCCCCCCCCCCCCGUCAACAACUCUUCUCGGAGUUGGGGGUGCGUGAACCCGGUCGGGAUGUAGAAGGGGGUGCGUGGCCUAAAAAGUUUGGGAACCCCUGGACUAGAGGGAAGACGAGCGUGAGAGAAAAGGACCUGGUGGUGUUUCAAAAAGGUGCUACAAUUUUAUCUGAAAAAAAGAAAAGUAUAUUGUUAGGAGUAUAAAUCAAGUUUGUCUUUACAAUGACUGUAUUUAAGUUUGUCGUAGUAAUGAAAAGGCACUAUUAUUAUUUUACUCUUGUAUGAAUAUGAACUAAUUAAAAAGGCAUUUUAACUUUGUACUUGAACAAUGUAAGAAAUGAACCGUGAAUAAUAAAAAGGACUGUCUCUUGUGA
Molecule: messenger RNA, 7104 nt
Organism: Pseudoliparis swirei
Lineage: Eukaryota; Metazoa; Chordata; Actinopteri; Perciformes; Liparidae
Product: DNA (cytosine-5)-methyltransferase 3A-like
Exons: 22
Coding region: 26-2827 (933 amino acids)
Biological process (GO): negative regulation of DNA-templated transcription
Cellular component (GO): nucleus; cytoplasm
Molecular function (GO): methyltransferase activity
Source: RefSeq, a predicted model, not a curated record